UUGGUGCGUGUGUGUGAGUGUGUUAAAGGAGGCUGCGUGCGGGUUUUCAUUUAACCGGGCAUUGUCCGUCUGCCACAGAAACAUUUGCUAACGUUAGCUUUUGGGCAAAGGGCGUGAAAGCUGGCAUCACCAGCGGUUCGCCCGCAGCGGCAAAAGGAGCGACAGAUUUUUUUUUGCGCUGGUUUGCACUGCGGGCCCCACAGUCAGCAAAACAAAAACACAUGGAGGCAGAGGAGACACCGCGGACUGUGGUCAGUUUUGGGACGAUUUCGAAAACUACACCGCGAACGAGGCGAGAGUUUGGUGGGGAACAUCUGAUGCAUGCAGCCCGUGUUGAACGCAGCAGGAUGUCUGAGUUCAGCGAGGAGCCGCGCUUCACUAUUGAGCAGAUAGAUCUGCUGCAGCGGCUGCGUCGCACCGGCAUGACCAAGCAGGAGAUCCUGCAUGCACUUGACACUCUGGACCGGCUGGACCGGGAGCACGGCGACAAGUUCGGCCGCCGAACCUCUUCCUCCUCCUCCUCCUCGUCCUCCUACGGAGUAGGCGGGGCGAACAGCUGCACCAACAACUCUGCCUCUAAUACUACUACCACAUCCUUCAACAAUAACAACACUGCCUCGGCAACCACCACCUCUUCCGUAUCAUGCAACGGCAACAGCGGCGCCAUCAACAGCGCCGAGGGGAGCACCGGCGACCACUCGGCCGCCGCCGCCUCUUCCACGACCUCCAAAAUCUCUACAGCCACGCAGACACAGUUCAACAGCGGCGGGGGGCUCUCGCCAUCACCUAGCAACAGCUACGACACCUCCCCACCUCCAGGGCCGCCGCCACCUUCUGCCAUCCUGCCAUCACCGGUGGCGCUGGUGGCGCUGUCACAGAACGGCCGUGACAGUCUAGCUGCUACGCCCAACGGAAAGCUGUCUCCUCCACGGUAUCCGGUGAAUAGCGCAGCAGCAGCGCGAGCGUUCGGGUUCGAGGCCACAGAAGAAGACCUGGACAUAGACGACAAGGUGGAGGAGCUGAUGAGGAGGGACAGCAGUCUGGUGAAAGAAGAGAUCAAAGCUUUCCUGGGGAACAGGAGGAUUUCUCAAGCAGUGGUGGCACAAGUUACCGGCAUCAGCCAGAGCAGGAUCUCCCAUUGGCUGCUGCAGCACGGCUCCGACCUGAGCGAGCAGAAGAAGAGAGCCUUCUACCGCUGGUACACGCUGGAGAAAACCACACCAGGUGCCACUCUGAACAUGCGACCGGCUCCGUUGCCUCUGGAGGAGAUGGAGUGGAGGCAAACCCCGCCUCCCCUCACCACCGCCCCUGGAACCUUCAGGUUGCGUCGGGGAAGUCGCUUCACCUGGAGAAAAGAGUGUCUGGCUGUGAUGGAGAGCUACUUCAACGACAACCAGUAUCCAGACGAGGCCAAAAGGGAGGAGAUAGCAAACGCCUGCAAUGCUGUAAUUCAGAAACCAGGGAAGAAGCUGUCGGAUCUGGAGAGGGUCACCUCCCUGAAAGUUUACAACUGGUUCGCCAACCGUCGCAAAGAGAUCAAGAGAAGGGCUAACAUUGAAGCCACAAUCCUGGAGAGUCAUGGGAUAGAUGUCCAGAGUCCAGGGGGACACUCCAACAGCGAUGACAUCGAUGGCAACGACUUCUCAGAGCAGGCUUGUGACCUCCCCUAUUUUGACAAGAGACCUCUCAGCCGACCAUUUGGCCUUUAUCGACUGGAGCCCACCUCACCGACACAGGACGACAGCGCAGCACACAGCGAGCACCAGGACCCCAUCUCUCUGGCCGUGGAGAUGGCCGCCGUCAACCACACCAUCCUGGCCCUGUCCAGAACCGGAGGGGUCCCCAACGACAUCAAGACCGAGUCCCUGGAGGACGAAUGAACUGCACAGGACCUGGAACGACCGGGGAGGGGGACGGGGGGAAGGAAGAGAGAGAACCGGAGUCGCGAUGGGAAAAAAGGGAAGGAGGAGUUAGAAAGAUGGUGGGCGGGGAGGCUAUAAAAAAAACAACAAAAAAAAGAGACCAAAAUGAUGCUACUUAGUAAAUCUGUCCCUCAGCCAGCCCCCUGCCAACGUCUCUCUCUCUCUCUACCUCCCCCCUCCUCCUCCUCCUCUCCCCUCCUCCCUCGUGGUCCAUGUAAACAGUAAUUACCCUCCUCCCCCCACCCUUCCACCACCCAACUCAAUGUAUUGACACAGCUGGAGGAAAUGGGUCACUAUAGGACCUCCUCUGUGGAAAGAAGAAAAAAAACGGGGGGCGACCCAGGCCUCUAACCUCCCCCAAAUGGGUGUCUGGGACUCUCUCUCUGUCUUUCUCUCUCUCUCCUCUCACAGGAUACCUCUUCUCUCCCCCUCUGCCUCCCCCCCUUACCUCCCCUCUUCCAGCCUGGUUGUCUGAGCCGAUUCCUCAGUCUAUCUCACCUCAACGUCAACCUCAGAAAAAUAACGUGUACUGUAUAUAUGAUAUAUAUAUAUGGUUCUUAUGGUUCUCAGUCACACUCACCUCAUGGUGCGCUACCUACCUACCUACCUACCUACCUACCUACUUACUUAUCUUACCCCUCGAACUCACCUCCUCAUCGUGCAAUUCAUCGGAAGAGCAGCCUCCAGCCGUCGUCUCGGGGAAUAAAGCUUCCUCCCUCUCUGGCUUCGAGGCAGUCAGCAGGAAUAAUAUCGGCAGACAAGAACUGUCCAGUCACUGUCUUUUACCCUCUAUAUUUAUCAUUCCUCCGUGGAAUGGCUUUUUAGUUGUUGUUUCCCGACAGUAGAGCUGCUAUUUUGGAUUUAAAAAAACAACAAAAUUUCUGCUGAAAACGAGAAGUCGCCUUAAAUUCCAGACUUCAGCCAAAGCCGACGAGGAUCUGAAAAAUUAGUCGGUGCACAAAGAAACACUUUCAGCACACGUUAAUAAGAAAAUUCGGCUUCUAUCCAACAGCAGCAGCACUGGUUUGAGUUCAUCCACUCGCUCUUCCUCUUUGUCUUUCGGCCCAGUUUGUGACUGGAUUAACAGUCGUUCUGCCUUUUUUGUAUUUAGCUCCCUGGUGACACUAUUGUUAAGUACUCGAGGCUGUGAGGAUCAGUUUAGGAUCAAUGUGAUAAUCAAACUUUUUAAGCUAUCUAAUAAGGGGAAUUGUGCUUUUUAUUUCUUUUGUUGUUUGUUUUUUUUGUUGUUUUUUUCUUUUUAAAUGUCAUCCAUGCCAAAGGAAAAGACGGCGCUAAGCUAAGACUGAUCUGAGAAAGGUGUUAAUCCAAAGCGAUUUCAAAACGUAACUCCUUUGGCAUACGUAGGGUUUUUGAAGCCUCUCGAGCCGGCGUGGGCUCGACACUACAGCAGGCCUGUGUCGCUAAAGAUAAUAGGUAUUAGCAGCCAGAUAUGUUACGAUAAAAUACCCCUAAGCUAUUUACUACUUCUGUGACGCUGCCUCUUUAUAAUAGCCUAAGUAAUGUGCUUUUUUAAAAAAAAUAAAUAUCUAAUUAGACUAAAUCCACACUGGAAAUGGUUAAGAUUAUCAGAAGAGCUUUUGAGGCGUUUUGUUUUUUUUAAUCAUCUAUGUAGCCUCAAAGGUAAAACCACCACCUUGAAGGGAAUCAAAGACACUUAAAGUGGUGAUGCUAGAAAUGACUUUUCACUGUUUGUUUUUUGUUUUUUUGCCCGGAGUGGAACUUUUCCAAAACCAUCUCUGGCUGACAGUCACUCUGCUCUAAGCCCGCCACACUAUGGUCAAGUAUUCAAGUUUUUAUUGUUGACGGGUGUCGAGAAAUUUGGGUGAAGAAAUCAAAAUUAUGGUGUGAAAUUUUUUGGGAAGGUGGGUAGAGUUACAUGAGAAGAUGGACGCCUCUCUUAUUGGAACAAAGGGACAGACUUACCACAUCCAGAAUUCUCCCACAAGUUUUAAUUCAAAAUUCUUGAAUGCCAAAGAUGGCGGUCGGACGACACACGUCGUUCUUGUUCCCCCCAAAAAGUCUCAAUCUUUGGAACAGGUGAAUGUGUCGUUACACCUUGUAGAAGUAUCACUUGUGGGGGAAAAAAAGCACCUUUUAAACCAUAUUUUGGGACAAAGUCACCAAACUUCCUAAUCAUUUUUUAAAAAAAAAUCCGAUGUAACUGGUGAUUCAGUUGGAAUGUGUUGUUCUGGCUCUCUGCAGAGUUUGUAGCCCAGAAUAGGAUCGCUGCUGAGCGGGAAGACUCGCCUACAAGGACUUUAGCAUAGCCAUGAGAAACACGAACUUUUCUUAAAGUUUUAAAAAAUCCCGUCUAGCAGCACCUCUAAAGCUCCUGAAUAAACCCUCUGAACCCUGAGCAGUUGUUCCUGCUUCUGUCCCAUUUUUCCUGUGGGCUCAUUUUUCUGUGGAAACAGCACAAGACCAGAAGUACAGAGAAGUGACUGUAUUGUGCCAUAUGACACAGCAGUCAUACCAUAAAUCAUAAACAGAUGCACCCACAAAUGUUACCAGGACUGGAAAAAUGGUGACUACAUACGAAUGAUAUGUCACUGUUUGCAUUGUUGGUGUGUUUCACUUCUCGUCUCCUCUCUGCUCUGUGUGAACACAACCUGCAGUUCAACCGAGAGUCACUGAAUAUUUUAUAUUACUGUAUGUUGCAGCUAAGGAGCACAGAAUUGUUUUCCAGAAUCUGGUAAAAGCGAUUCGUUACCACACCUUUUAAACCUGCCUGUGAGUUUCAGGGUUCAGAGGGUCAACAUGUGACAUUCAGUCUGAGUUUAUAAGUCAUGAAAGAAAGUCCACAGCGGCCUCCUCUGCCUUCGUUAUACCUCAACAGAUGAUGGAAAUGUGUCACUUUGGGAGCUUUUGAGGUGCUUUCUGCUCAGCUAAAAUUAGCAUUAGGUAGCUUACAGCGCACAACACGUGAAAUAGUGUUUUAAGCUACUGUUUUGUAUAAAACGUACAAAAUCCAGUUGGAUAACUAAUGAGCUGUAGCAUCACAAGGUGGACGAUUUAGUUUUUAUCUGUCUUCAGUUCAAACCAAACUAGCAGAUCUUCUCACUUUAACAUGAGAGCAGGUGUUGAUCUUCUCAUUGAAUUCUUGCCUUUUCCCAAAAAGUCAGACUGCUCCUUGUAAAGGAACCCCUGCCUUAGCGAUGGUUUUGGAGAACUGGGACAAUAUUCUACAAAGCAGGAUUAAACCAAACCAGAAAUCUCAUGUAGUUCCUCACGUCUGAAACAGUCCGACCUGGACGGCGGUGACGUACCUGUUACAAACACUCAAAGUGUUUUUUCUUUUUUUGUUAUUUUUUACGUCCACUUCUAAAGCUGUUAACUUCUGGUUCCUGCUUGUAUAAUCGCUCCCAGUCCGGGGCUCUAGUCUAGUUAAAGCUCUAUUUAAAUCUACUGCUUCAGUAUGUACGAAGCUGCGAUACAGCGACUCAGAACUGGGACCUGUGUUUCGAAAAGAAAGGGUUGAAAGCUAAAAAAAACAAAAAAACAAUAUGUAUUUAUACUCAUUUUUUUAUGGUAAUGUACAAAAAAAAAAAAAAGAAUGACAUAUGUUUUGAAAUGAACCAUGCUUUAUUGUUAAAUUGUUUUAAUUUCUCCUGACUUAUUUUUCUAUUAUCAUUUUAACUUUUUUUUUUUCUUGUCAUCCCUUAUUUGACUGAACAACAGUCCCCCCCUCUUCCUAUUUGUAUCCGAGGUCGUAAGCUAUUUUAUGAAAGACGAACGAUAUGAUGCACCUUAUGAAAAUUAUCGCUGUUGACUAAGCUUGAAACCUUCUCCCUCUCCCCCCCCCGAGCCUUUCGUUGAAAUGGCAAACGUCCAGUGUACAAUAAUGGGGCUGGUGUGGAAAAAUAAAACAUUUCAGUUCAGCUGCUUCACACUAUAUCACAUUAAAUCAAAGCCCCAGUGUCUCUAAAACGACGCCACACCAAACUCCUGAGACAAAUCUAGCUUUUUGUUCCCUCCAAUGCCGAUCUUCAUACACUAUAGCUUAGAAGAAUAGUAAACUACAGUUGCAUUAUUUACGACUAAAUACUGAUUCUAUUAUAAAAAGUUCCUUCUUCUCCGACUGCUAUUAGAAACCAAUGUGUUUUGGAUGAUGUGGGUUUGUGAAAUGUGUGGGCUAACUCGCUGUUGACACCCAAAACUGCUCCUUUAAGGCUCUGAAGUAUCUCUAAAGGAGCACAUAGCAACUUUACAAAGCGUAUGUACGAUAAAAACACUAUUUGAAGUUAACAGGCAAACUGUUUUUCUAUUUUAGGGAUUUUUCUCUAUGGAGUUUGGUGUGAUGUUCCCGUACACAGAAUAUUGUACGUUAGAAAGAUCAGACACGCGUGUGUGUGGGGGGGAAAUAAGACUACAAAGAGUGCAUUUAGAGAUUAUUCUCUCACUAUAAGACACUUUUAAAUGAACUGCCUUCGACUUUGAGAGAUGCCAUGGCCCAAUUAGCAAGUUUUAAUCCAUUUUAUGUGAGCUUGACAGAAAUGGUAACGGGGCGGAAGAAAAAUAAGAAACCCUCAGGCGCUCCCAGACGGAAGAUUCUGAGCUUCUUCCAGGAAGAGAAAAAAAAAACCUGGAAACCGACUGAAACAGGCUUUUCCCUCAACCCGAUGUCGUGUCGGUGGUUACUUUUUUCGAAGGGGCGUCCCUCUCGUGGUGUGUCAGGGUCAACAUGUCUACAUGUCCUUCCGUGUUUCCCCCCUAAACUCCCAAGUGAAACACCAUCCACCUCAUCCCAAUAUAGCUCAGAAAAAGAGGACUGAAUGCUGUUGUAUCAAUCUCGAAUCUAGUUAUGUUCAAAAUUACUGUAUUGCCCAUUUCAGAAUUUAGUGCCUUUUUUGGACAGUAGACUGUUCUGUAAUUAAGAUGUAGUAUAUAUACAUUUUUUUGUACAGUUUCUUUGUUCAUUUUUUUAACUUGUGUUUAUUUUAGUAUGAUAUAUAUAAUGUACAAGAGAAUAAAGCUAUAUCAAUGA
This is a messenger RNA of Stegastes partitus (bicolor damselfish), 6927 nucleotides long. RefSeq names its product homeobox containing 1 b (gene hmbox1b). Gene Ontology annotation, cellular component: nucleus. NCBI's taxonomy places the organism in Eukaryota, Metazoa, Chordata, Actinopteri, Pomacentridae. The transcript has 10 exons. Gene Ontology annotation, biological process: positive regulation of DNA-templated transcription. Gene Ontology annotation, molecular function: double-stranded telomeric DNA binding. The coding region runs from base 222 to 1880 and encodes 552 amino acids. The record is from RefSeq and is a predicted model, not a curated record.